UGCAACGGCAUGUCCAACCGGUUCUGGGGAUGGGGGAGAGAAGACGAUGAAUUCUACAGGAGACUAAGAAGUGCUGGAUUACAGCUCUUCAGGCCCAGUGGGAUAAAAACAGGGUAUAAAACCUUUCGCCACAUCCAUGACCCUGCCUGGAGGAAGAGAGACCAGAAGAGAGUGGCUGCACAGAAACAGAAGGAACAAUUCAAGGUUGACCCUGAGGGCGGGUUGACUAACUUGCAGUACAAGGUGGAGUCGAGACAGGAGCUGACUAUUAGUGGAGCCCCUGUCACUGUCCUCAACACCAAACUGGAGUGUGACACAGACAAGACUCCCUGGUGUCUGCUGAACUAAGAUGGCCCYCGUGAUAGACCYAUGCUGCCUCUCAUCUGGGUUAUGUUCAUUWUCCACCAAAYGGAAUAAAACAGACUAAAACAGGGAGGGACUACCUGAGCUUCUGGAAUGAGAAACACUUGUUUUUGUGUGCCCUAAUGAAUAUGACCCUGGUGCUACAGAGGGGUGAUGUUUCCCCUACCUGAUGUGUCUGGAAGACAUGGAUAAAAAAUAAAAUGUAGAUUAUUAUUUAAUUUUUUUAUCAAACAACCGCAUCAGAAGACAUGGGUGCCAUCUUCUGGCCGACCCAGAGAAGAGGCUUUGGCCUUUGACCUCAGCAACGCCUUCCCUCAUUGGAGAGAUGGAAUGUAUUUAUAUUGAACUAGCUAUAUGAUGUCAUCCUUUACAACUGUAUGUCUAACUUUCAUUCAGAACUGUGAGUGACUGGAUCUGUGAGUGACUGGAUCUGUGAGUGACUGGAUCUGUGAGUGACUGGAUCUGUGAGUGACUGGAUCUGUGAGUGACUGGAUCCGUGAGUGACUGGAUCUCAUGCAGGCCUAACUUCAGGGGCUUUGAACUACAGACACUUUGCCAAUAUUGACGAUACAUGAAAGGAAAGGUGUACUGAAAUAAUAAGCAAUGGCCGGCCUUUGUA
This is a messenger RNA of Salvelinus sp. IW2-2015, 982 nucleotides long. Lineage: Eukaryota; Metazoa; Chordata; Actinopteri; Salmoniformes; Salmonidae. The record is from RefSeq and is a predicted model, not a curated record.